Molecule: messenger RNA, 4426 nt
Organism: Exaiptasia diaphana
Lineage: Eukaryota; Metazoa; Cnidaria; Anthozoa; Actiniaria; Aiptasiidae
Exons: 9
Coding region: 87-1883 (598 amino acids)
Biological process (GO): proteolysis
Molecular function (GO): zinc ion binding; metalloendopeptidase activity
Source: RefSeq, a predicted model, not a curated record
AUUUCAUUGCUGACUGAUGAGACAAUUGGGAUCACAUCCACUAUAAAACGAUAAGAGAGCCGAAGAAAGAGACUCUAAACCCAGACAUGCAUUGGUCCCUCAGGAACCUUUUAACAUUGUUAGUCUUCAUCGAUGCCUACCAAUCGAACAACGCGAGACCAACACAAGAAAAUGCUUUUGACAAGAUUGCUAGGAUUGAUUCUAAAUAUAAAGAAUCAACAGACUGGAAGUAUGAAGUAGAUAUGAUUUUACCCGAAGUCAAAGAAACAAGAAAGAGAAGAAGCGCACCGAGAGGGAUGCUGGGUAGCAUAAAGUUUAAUACUGUUAAACUUUGGCCAAAUGGCGUCGUUCCAUAUACUAUAUCAAGUGAACUGGUGCAAAAGGAAGGAUUUAUGGACGUGUUGAUGGAUGCAAUGUACGAGUGGCAAAACAAAACUUGCAUUAAAUUCAAAAAAAGAACUUUUGAGAAACACUUUGUUCACAUUUAUCUAGGAGAUGGCUGUUUAUCAGACGUUGGAGUGAAAUCAAUUGGACGACAGACAGUGUCAAUAGGACACAACUGUGAUGAUAGAAAGAUAAUCAUUCACGAACUGGGUCAUACAAUUGGACUCUUUCACGAACAAAACAGACCGGACAGAGACCAUUAUAUCAAAGUCCUGUAUAACAAUAUCAUUCCAGCAUAUCACUAUGCAUAUCAAAUCAAAAGUGGCUGGCACCCAGAGAGCAUAAAGACUAAAUAUGACUAUUACUCCGUGAUGCAUUAUGGGAAUAAGGAUUUCAGUAUCGGUGAUCGUGUGACAAUGCACGCCUAUAGAUCUGGAGUAUCGGCCUUUGGAGGCAUCCAAGUGUCGGGUUUGGACGCCAUUAGGGUCAGGAGAAUGUACAAAUGCAAAGAGUAUCCAAGAUUUCCACAAAAUUUCUACUGGAGUCAUAACAACUACGGCACCAGAGGGAAAACCUGCAUCGCAGUAACUGAGCCGAGAGACGCUAAAAAUAGCUGGAACAACAAUAAAUUGUGCUAUUUUGGUCAAGGCAAAAGACCUUUGGAUAUCAAAUGGUCUUCUCAGGGGCCUAUUCCUGGUAUGAGUUGUACCAAAGUGAGCUAUUACAGGAAGUCUAAGAAUCCUGCCUGGAAUGACAACUAUAUAUGUAUAUCAAAGUACGGUCCAUUCAAGUUUAGAUGGGUUAAUGGACGAGUUCCACGUAAUGAGAGGAGAAAAAACUGCCUAAGGAUUAAUGAGCCAUAUGACAGAGAUUGGAGAAAAGAUUAUCACUACCUCUGCGCUUAUCAACGUGAAACAGAUCGCAUUGAUGGAAAAUGGUCAGAUUGGUCCAGAUGGGGAGAAUGCUCUCGAAAAUGUGGAGGUGGAAUGCAAUUUAGACAAAGGAAAUGUUCACCAACAGCCAAUGGAGGAAAAUCUUGUGAAGGCGAAAAAGUUGAAAGCAAAACAUGCAAUGUUCGACAAUGUGAUGCCCAACCGUCUUUUCCCGAAGACUUCAAGUACAUCCACACAAAGCCUUUCAGACUGCCAACAUCAGGGAUUUGCCUACGAACAUAUGACAUGUACCAAUACUGGUUAUGGGCCGAUUAUUAUUUCUGUACAUCAGAGGCAAAAAGCAAUCCAAAUAUCGAAUGGUCAUAUAUGGGUCCCAUUAAAGGAAUGAGAUGUACCAAGAUUUACAACCCUAGAGAAAGGCAUGGCUGGAAAAACAAUUAUCUUUGUGUGCCUCAGUCCUCUCCUUAUCGGUUUAAAUGGUCGAUAAAGGGACCAAUACCUGGAAUGGAAUGUCUACGCUGGUACGCUCAACAAGGACAACGUGGCUGGAGUAAAACAUAUUUAUGCGAUGACAAGAGAAUCCAGCCGAUUAAGGCCUUCCAUUGACAAUAAAAAUUAAAAAUACGUAAGGGAUUGAAACCGUACAUUACUUGUUUAUGAAUAGAGCCAAUUUCGUAUGGAUGCGCAAUGUCGCGGAACGCGACACGAACAUCACCGACGAUUAUGUUUUGCACCUGUCUUGUGAUUGGCGCCAUACAUUAUUGAGUUGAGAAAAGGUCAAGGUUAUAGUAAAGCAUGUUGACGUAGUUUUUUUUAGAAAUUUGAAUAAACAUUCGUAGGUUGGUCGAUUUGAGACUGUUAUGAUUUGUGGGACGUCUCUAAUAUGGCAUUGUCAUGCGUACAUAUGAUGCUGAAUUACAGCGCCUAGUGUGCGGAAUGAAUAUAGAUAGGUUCUUGGCACAUAAUUGUGCUUUUGAUACUUAUAUAAAGGUAUCUCACAACUCUUAUCAGUCUUAGAUCAUGACAGGUGUAUUAAAGACCCACGUGGAUCCAAGAACCUUUGGGCGAUUUUCUGCACAUACGAAAGUUUGUCAUCUUUGAUUUUGAACCAAUCAGAAAGGAAUUUUAACCUAGAUAGAUUUUUUGUAAAACAAAAGAGGUUCAUGGAUGCACAUAGGCCUUAUUUAAUAUCGAUUAAUCUAACCUGGCUUUUUGUCUCAACAGAUAUAAUAUAAAUUAGGUUUUUCAAAGGAUGACGAAUAUGUUUUAUGAUCGGUGAUAUUGUCAGCUAUUUCUUGUUUACGUUGCUCGUGAAGAAAUAGCGAUAAAUUCCUAAAACAUCAACUAUUUGAGCACACGAUCCAAAAGGAAACCACAAUUAGCCGGGACAAUUUUGAGCUUUGAACGUUCAACUACUGAUUUAAAAACCUGAAUAUCCCGGAUAAUGCAUUUAUAAUUGUCAAGAGUAGACCGAAUCCUUUAAUAGUUUCGUCAUUGAGACCAAUUGUUCGGCGUAAUGUUUAAGCAUUCUCUGUUUGCUUUAACCUCUAUUUUAUGCAUAGCAAAUAGGUGGAUUUAUAGAGGUAGAUGGACUAGUCUGGGUUCUUGUGUUGUAUUGCUACAAUCGACAGCUUAUAUUUAUUUCAUUCAUGGGUAUCAGUCAAUAACUUAUUUAGCCCAAAAUUAUGUAAAAAAUAUAUCAUAUUUACCUAUUUCAGAAAGGUUGUUGGACUGAGAAAUGAAGAGUGCAUGAUCAAAAACUACUUACUGCAAAUUUUCACUAUGGGUAAAAUUCGCUAAAAGAUUCAUUUGUGGGUAAAACUAUUAAAUUAACUGACGACCUAUCAUUGAUUGAUGAGCGGUUCAUGCUCGAAUAACCAAAGUAUCUCGCGGUCUUAUAUUCUUCAUACUCUCUAACAUAAUGUUGAGAUAGCUAUACACAUAUACACUUUAGCUUAAUGAUGUAUAUUGCUCUAUUGAGAGAUUCACACCAAGUCCAAAUGCAUUAUUUGAAUGACAUACAGCGAUAGAUUUUAAAUUUGAAUUCUGACCGUAUUAUGGAGUAAGGGCUUCAUAUCAAAGAAUUAAAUGUCAUUGCAAUAUCUGGAAACAAGCAAAACGGAAGAUUUUUCAGAAGUGCUUUCAUUAUACUAUCUGCAAGUUUGAAACGAUUUUAAAAGCGUUAAAAAACGACAAAAUCGCCGAAAAAACAGUCAACGCGUAUUUCCUAAUAAGGUACGAUGACCAUAUAUGGCUGCCAAAGGAAUGACAACUUUCCAGUGAUAAUUCUUUGACAUGAUUUUCAAUUUGGCCAUCAUGAUAGCUCAAUAUGGAUGAUAACAUAUUAGUUAUAGCAGCUUCAUUACUCGCUCUUUGCUAUUGAAAUUUUAUCCUAUAAUUCAGCCAUAUUGAAUUAUGUGCUAAAGUCAAAAUUAUCUCACUGAAAUAUCUUUCACAAUAAGUUUCAAGCUCUUGACUAUUUAUGUAAAUAUUUCGUGAAACUCGAAGUGCUUCUAUGUUUUAAUUAUCUUUAUUAUAUUACUAUCAUUUUUAUUUUCGCUUUAUAUUUUGAAUCAUGUUUUGAGCGUCGCCAUUUUUUGCACCAACGCCUUGUGGGAAACCAGAUUGCAUUUUUAAAAUCCUUUUUGAUCACAUUUAUUCGCAAAUUCGUGCCUUUUUUGCAAAGAAAACAAAAACCUCGGAUUUUCGGUUCGGUGAAGAUAACAAUUAGGCUCCAUUAUGCUUUGUUGCGCAAAAUGGCACUCUAUUGUACUUUGCUAAUUGGAAAGUGAUUUUGACAUUAGCUUUAUAAAUACCUCUUCUGACUGGUUCAAACCUGCCGGCGACUAGCCAAUAUAAAGUCUGGUAAAUGGAUUAAUUACUGUAGUAAGGGAUACGAUACAUGCAUGAAAAUACAACAUACUUAGGGUCUUAAUUGAAUAACUCGUUAAUAAAAGAGUUCCAGAAAAACUUACUUGUCACACAAGAUUUAACCAAAGUAAAUAUUAUCUUACAACUGGCGCGUCCAAACAAGUGUCUGUUUUCAGUCAUGAUAUCUGUACUAACAGSAUGCCUUGACUGAUUUCUUUCGUGGUUGUUCUUAUUGUUUAAGCAUUCUCUAAGAGGAAAUAAAGUAUGAUAUACGGAUA